GUUGGUAAUUUGGUUAAGAACUGGUUAUUAAAUUGGAUUUUUCUGAAUAUUACCGGCAAAAAAAUUAGUUUACCUUUAUUAUGAUUUUUGGAAAAACAAUCCUAUUUGUUUAGCAAGACAAUCCCGCGUUUUCAUUGAUUUUGUUUCCCCAGGUGAAAGUGAAAAAAGAAAUUUCCGAAACAGUAAGAUUUACAACUCUGCUCCGAAGAAGUGUGCCUGAUUAAGAAAAACAUCACUUUUGGGAUUGGAAUUAUUUUACGACUUUUUCCCCUUCCUAAAGCUCUCCUGGGAACUGGGAAAAUUGAACCAGGAAAUUGGCCUUACAUAAAUCUUAUGUUAGAUUUCAAAAUUAACUUAUUCUUUCCAAAAUUUAACUGUCGUUUAUUAGGUAUUCUUACCGAACAAAUAUCGUUUAAAAAUAAAACGAUUUCUACUUGAAAAAGAACGUUAUCGAGUUCAGUUUUGAAACCCAGAGUUGUGAUUUCUAUCAGAUGUUUGUUGUUUUCCUUAAUUCUAAAGUUACAGGCUUUUGGUAAUAUUUUUUAUAGCUGCGAGGCAUUUCAAAUAAUUGCGGCUUUUCUUUAUUUUUUCUUCUUAUCGUAGAUUGUAUUAAUUUUUGUUUUUUUUUUCUGCGCAAACUUCUGGGAAAAUUUGCAAUUCAAUUUGGUCUCUCGAAAUCCCGUGGGUUUUGAUGCCUGUAAUCUUCCGGGGUUUUCACGCCUCUUUUUAAGCCGUCCACUCUGCUUUUCUUUCAACCCAUUAAUUCUCUAAUCAUGGUUUUCUCAUACCCAUUACCCCUGCAACCUUUCAACUGGCCAUUAGCACCAUUGUCAAAAGUCAUAACUAGCUCUAAUGGUCCAAAAAUAAUUUAAUCAAAUUUCUACACUUCUGCUAAUUUUUAUCAUAAAACUCUUUUAUGCUUAAUACUUAUUUCUUACCACUUCUAACUCACCAAUCUUUUUGAUUAGAGUUAUAAUUCAAUUGGUAACUUUCAAACCAUUUCUCAAAAAUUUAUUUCGAUAGUUAUAACGCAAAUAAAAAUCCCCAUUUAUAUCAAAAUUAAUUUUUGUUUAUUUUCAUUUGAGUAAAAAGGCUUCGUCUGUUAAAGAUCUCUUUUGAUCUACUUUGAGAUUCAAAUUACUUGUGAUUCAAACUUUACUGCUGUUUUGUGAAAUAAUACAAAGAAUACAGCGAACAUGGAGGUUUCGUACGAGACUUUGAACAACAACGAAGGCACCCUUCUGAUGGACACGAGAGCUGAGAAGAGCUUCAGGUCCACGUACACUCUAAUCGGACUCUCAUUGGCCAUAACUGGACUGGACAUUUGCUACAGUGCAGAACUGGUGUAUGCCAGUCCUCUCAUUCUCAAGUACCACGUGCCAGAGUACCUCAUGAGCUUCACUUGGGCAUUCAGCCCAAUUCUGGGGUUCUUCCUAACCCCCCUGCUGGGAUCUCUAAGCGACACGUGUAACCUCAAGUACGGCAAACGGAGACCGUUCAUCGUGCUGCUUGCAGUCAUCAUUAUAGUGGGGGCUCUGUUUCUGUCCCAGAGUGGCAAUGUCAUCAUCUACUUCACGGGGAGGGGGCCUCUAAACAGCACCCAGAUAGACGCCGUCCCUACCAGAGACCAGUUCCAGAGGAGUGGCAACGUGUAUGACAGCUCCUACACGAGUCUCGUUGUCGUAUUCACUGUUGUAGGGUUGUCUCUCAUUGACUUUGGAUGCGAUGCCUGUCAAUCUCCUGCAAGAGCAUAUCUUAUUGAUUCUGUUCCACCUGAACAACAUCAAAAAGCUUUCUCGGUCAUGGGUAUUUGCUGUGGUGUGGGUGGAUCCAUUGGCUAUCUUUUGGGCUCCAUAAACUUCCGCGAUACUGCAUUCGCAAAGAUACUUGGAGGUCAAGAGCAAGCUGUGUUUUUUAUAGCUGCUACACUUUUUGCAAUCAUGGUUGUUAUCACCAUAAAUCAAGUAGAAGAGAAGCCUCCAGCUGAUAAUGCUGAAGGCGGUGGAGAUCCGGCAUCCUUACAUCACUAUCUGAUGUCAAUAGUGUAUAUGCCGCGAAGAUUGCGAUGGCUCUGUUUGCAUAUGAUGCUGUCAUGGCUGUCUGUUCUUUGUUUCUCACUGUUCUUCACGGACUUCGUUGGACAGGUGGUAUAUAAGGGCGAUCCUUAUGCAAGUGUUGCGGCCGACUCAUUCAAGAAUUACAAUAACGGAGUUUUGUUUGGAGCUCGAGGACUGACUGCCAUGACAGUUCUGUUCUCCAUCUUUUCAAUCUUCCUCAAUCAGCUCUUGAACAAGAUCGGUUGCCGCAUCAUAGUCUGCUGCAUCUGUCUAUUCUUCUCGGUUUCUUUCCUGCUGAUUCUGCUUGUACCCUGCAAAGUAGUCGCAUUUCUUCUCGCGGCAUGUGCAGGACUCAUGCUCACCUGCGUCUUUGUCACUCCCUUUCUCCUGAUAGCUCGUUACCACGACAACAGGUUCCAGGCGAAAGAUGAAAACGCAUAUGGGCUAGAGAGAGGUUUGGGGACGGACAUAGCAGUGGCGCAGAGCAUGGUGUUUGCGGCUCAGUUCACCAUCUCGCUCAGCAAGGGACCCAUCCAGCAAAUUUUCGGCAACUACCAAGGCACUUGCAUGAUACUUGGAUCUAUAUAUUGUCUCCUAGCUGCCGCAGUCUCUCUCAGAAUUGACUAUGCUGAUUUGUAGACUGAUCUGUUUUCUACGGAGUCAAUCAAAUUCUAAUCUAAUAGAUUUGUAUAACCAAUUUUGCUUAUAUGUGUGUGUAAAUCUAUCAAUGU
This is a messenger RNA of Symsagittifera roscoffensis, 2788 nucleotides long. RefSeq names its product solute carrier family 45 member 4-like. Gene Ontology annotation, molecular function: sucrose:proton symporter activity. Gene Ontology annotation, cellular component: membrane. Gene Ontology annotation, biological process: transmembrane transport. Bases 1197 to 2696 code for a protein of 499 amino acids. The record is from RefSeq and is a predicted model, not a curated record. The transcript has 7 exons. Lineage: Eukaryota; Metazoa; Xenacoelomorpha; Acoela; Convolutidae.